AUGAAUAAUUUGUUUAGAAUAACAGAUAUAAUAUUAAAACGUCAACGUAUGCCAUGGAUGUGGCCUGAUGUAAUAUUUAAAUUCUUAUCUGAAGGACGAGAACAUGAUCGAUGUUUAAAAAUCAUUCAUCAAUUUACAAAAAAAGUUAUUCAUGAUCGUGCUCAAGCAUUUCAUGCUAGUGAAGUUCAUGGAAAACAUUCUGCAUUUCUUGAUUUACUUCUAAAACAGAUGCAUGAUGAACAAUUAACACUCGCUGAUAUUCAAGAAGAAGUUGAUACAUUUAUGUUUGAAGGACAUGAUACAACUGCAGCAGCAAUGAAUUUUACUUGUUUUAUGAUUGCAUUACAUCCGGAAGUUCAACAAAAAUUACAUGAGGAAAUCGAUAAAGUUUUCGGUGAUGAUUAUGAUCGCCCAUGUACAAUGGAAGAUUUAAAUGAAUUAGAUUAUUUGGAAUGUGUUAUUAAAGAAACACUUCGACUUUUCCCAUCAGUUCCAGGUAUUGCACGUGAAGUACAAGAAGAUUUUAUGUAUCAUAAUUUUAAAAUUUUACGAGGUUCAACAGCUGCUAUAAGUAUUUAUUAUGUUCAUCGUGAUCCGAAGCAUUUUCCUGAUCCCAAUCGAUUUGAUCCAGAUCGAUUUUUACCAGAAAAUAGUGCUGAUCGAUCACCUUAUGCAUUUAUUCCAUUUUCAGCUGGCUCAAGAAAUUGUAUCGGACAACGAUUUGCUAUGUUAGAAGAAAAAGUCGUGUUAUCAUCGAUAUUAAGACAAUUUAAAUUAAAAACUUCUCAAUCACGUGAUGAAUUGAAUAUUUUAUUUGGAAUUAUUCUUCGUUCUGAACAUGGCGCUUUUGUACAAAUUGAACAUCGGCAUUAA
This is a messenger RNA of Rotaria sp. Silwood1, 873 nucleotides long. The record is from the annotation of a GenBank genome assembly. Lineage: Eukaryota; Metazoa; Rotifera; Eurotatoria; Philodinida; Philodinidae.